Serpula lacrymans var. lacrymans S7.9 is the source of this 2625-nucleotide messenger RNA. RefSeq lists its product as uncharacterized. Lineage: Eukaryota; Fungi; Basidiomycota; Agaricomycetes; Boletales; Serpulaceae. Gene Ontology annotation, biological process: DNA-templated transcription; regulation of DNA-templated transcription. The record is from RefSeq and is a predicted model, not a curated record. The transcript is spliced from 13 exons. The coding region runs from base 1 to 2625 and encodes 874 amino acids. Gene Ontology annotation, cellular component: nucleus. Gene Ontology annotation, molecular function: zinc ion binding; DNA-binding transcription factor activity, RNA polymerase II-specific; transcription cis-regulatory region binding.
AUGCCCCCUCCAAACUCCCCUCAGAUUCCAAUAGAUCCCGCCCUCGCCCUCUAUCCGCCCUAUUAUACCUAUCAACAGCCCCAGCACAUCCCCCACCACCUCGCUCUUCCCCAGAAUCUCUCCUCGCCCUCGUCCCAGGGAUCAGAUACUAUCGGCACCCCCCCUACAGAGCACGUGCCCUAUACAGUCUCUAAUAUGAAUGGGAAACGGCCCUCCUCUUCUCUGGCUAGCGGCACAACGGCCAGCAGUAGUCGCAAAAAGGCGCGCAAGGACGACGAGGACAAUGAUGGUCAGAGCCCUGCUACCGAAAAGGAAGAACCUAAAGCGAAGCCAACACGUGGCUCACGUGCUUGUACGGUAUGUCGUCGCUUGAAAAUGAAGUGUGUGGGUGCCGAACAAGGUCCACCGUGCAAACGUUGUGUUACCGGAAACCAUGAAUGCAUCUUCGAGGAAUCAAAUCGUGGAAAACGUUCUUCCAAAAAACACGAACUUCUUACUCGUUCCUUGCGAAAAAUGGAGCGCACUCUUGAUACCGUACUCAGGUCUAUCGGCAACCCUAGCAUUGCUUCAGGCAUGGUGUCUAGGUCACCAUCACCCUCUGGUCAGACGGCAACCACUCAAGCGUUGAUAGCAUCUCCUUCCCCACCUCCGCAACCUGCUUUUCAAUCUCAGGGUGGUGUACCUCCUUCGACGUCUCCUAAGUUGCAUUCACUCCCUGACAAUGCCCUGAAUCCAUUGGGUCUUCUCGCCGAGGCUAGUUUAGCAAAUCGUCGCGCUCAAGGAAACGCUGCUAGCUCUUUCACCGCUCGACCUCCAGAAGAUGAUGACGAAAGAAGAUUGGGCGUAGCUAGCGACAAUUACUUUAAACCUGGCCCAAUGACAAUACUUCCUCUCCGUAGAUUGUAUAUUGAACGGCAAGUACAGCCAGAAAUGCUGAGUUUUGUCAGUACGGAGGAAGUUGUGACAUUAUUCGACAUCUAUUUCGAUCAUAUCAAUAUGCAUUGUAAUCUCUUCGACCGCGAUUUCCACACUCCAUCUCUUGUGUGUUCACGAUCACCGUUCUUGUUGACUACAAUAUGUGCCAUUGCAUCUAAAUUCUAUAACGGUCGACCAGAGCUACACGCAAAGCUUACCGAGCUGGCGAAAAAGCUGGCUUUCAGUGUACCCGCUAGAGGUUACAAGUCCUUGGAGAUUGUCCAGGCAUAUCUCCUCCUGACCUUGUGGGGAUCUGGUGCCGUUGAACGUUACGAGCAGGACAAAACCUGGAUGAUGCUCGGCAUGGCCAUCAGAAUGGCUACUGAUCUCAAUCUCCACCGAAAAACCGCGGUCACUAGCCAGGAUACGCCUGAAGGUCGGGCACGUGAUACGGAAGUGCACAACCGCGAACGGACAUGGUUCCUUUGCUUUGCGCUUGAUCGAAGUGCUAGUGCACAAAUGGGGAAGCCUCAUUCGAUUAAGGAAGACUUCAUCAUUCGUAAUGCUUUGCAAUGGUGUCGGGCACCCGUUGCGACACCGGGGGAUAUGUCACUCGCGUCGUAUGUGGAAUUGCAACGUAUUGUGUCGCGUAGUCUGGACUUCCUUUACUCCGGGACGAGUUCGGCGUCUGGACUACAAACAGACUGUGACUACUUGAUAGUUAUCAAGACUAUCGAAACUCAAAUCUUUGCUUGGGAACAUGAGUGGACCGUGGUUCGGCCGAUGGGACUUGUACGCACGUACUCCGCGACGAUGCAGAAAUUCUACUUCCACUACUACAUGUUGGUCAUUAACUCCUUUGGUUUGCAAAAUGCGAUGGAACGUUCGGCGGUCGACAUUGGGCACUUCUUUGCUCGUUGCCAUACGUCAGCUACGGCUGUUGCCGUUAUGGCUCGGGAUGAGCUGGCUCCUAGGGGUUACUUGAAGUAUUCCCCGGAUUCUCACUUUGUAUUCGUGUCGUAUGCUGUUUUGUCUUUGCUCAAACUCAUCCGCCCAGAGUUUCAACCAUUUUUGGAGAACGACCAAAAAAUAUUCGAUCUCGUAAAGGACGUCGUGUCAACAUUUGAAGGCGUUGCUGUUAAUUCGCACCACACUCCUGCACUAUACAGCACUUUCCUUCGGGCGCUUAUAUCGGCACGCACAGACGGCUCAUCAAGCCGUGCUGAGAGCCAGGCGGAAGCGGCUCUCUCCUUGGAAAAAGAUGAUCCUUCCAUGCAAGGAGACCCCAAUCAUCAGAUGAACCACCAAAAUAAUCAGGGGACGUACUCGAACAGUCAUGCCAUGAAUAAUGCGCUUGGUAUCAACGAGUUCCAGUUCGAGAGCGAGAUGGGACCUGUGGCUGACAUCACGACUUUCCCACCGACCAUGGCAGUGAUGCCUAAUUCUGAAGAGACCAUGGGCAUGCUUUCUAUGGAUAGCAUUCUCAGCACUGGAUUCUGGGAUAGUGUUCUUGUUCCUGGCUACUCUGAUACGAUGGAAGGUAUAAGUGGCGGGUUCGUUUUUGGGGCUGGGGGAAGCGGGCUUAUUACUCCGCGCUGGAUGCCUUCGCCUCUGCCUUCAGGUACAAAUACCCCCUCUAGAGGACAGAACCCCAUGGAUUUCAGUCAGCAAAACCUCAAUGUUGCUUUCCAGAAAGAAAUCUCUCACUGA